CGCGAGCGGGAUGGGCGCAUGCGCGGAGGUGUGUUGACGGGCGGCCGCUGGUCGGAGGAGGGGGUUCCCGCAGCAACGCCGCGGUGAAAAGGAGUGGAUUGUGUCAGGCUUCGCGUAAGGGAUUUUUUUUUUAUUAACAGUAUCAGCCAUCAUCUCAUCAAAGAAUCACAGGCAGAAAACUUCUAGUUGUCUACAAAAACAUAAGAGAAGACUCAUAAUUUUGAAGGGGAAUAAUUAUGAGAGAGAAUUAGUACAUCUGAUAUCUCAUUGUGAAGGUUAUCACUUUUAGCCAUUAUACUCAAGUUACAAUGAGUAACCCCUAUGGACAACUCUUGGAGCCCCUUGAUCCUAAUUGUAAGGAAAAGAAGUUCUAUAAUCUGUCCAAAAUAAGAGAUGACAGAUAUGCACAGUUGCCAUUCUCGAUCCGUGUCCUUCUGGAAGCAGCAAUCAGAAACUGUGAUUGUUUUCUGGUGAAGAAAGAAGAUGUUGAAAACAUAUUGAACUGGAAAGUGACACAACACCAAAAUGUCGAGGUGCCUUUUAAGCCAGCUCGUGUCAUCUUGCAAGAUUUCACUGGUGUGCCUGCAGUGGUAGACUUUGCUGCCAUGCGAGAUGCUGUGAAAAAUCUAGGAGGAGAUCCAGAGAAAAUCAACCCAAUUUGUCCUGCAGACUUGGUUAUUGACCACUCCAUCCAAGUAGAUUUUAACAGAUGGCCAGAUAGUUUGCAACAAAACCAAAAACUGGAAUUUGAAAGAAACCGAGAAAGAUUUGAAUUUUUAAAGUGGGGCUCUAAAGCUUUUCAAAAUAUGAAGAUCAUUCCUCCGGGCUCGGGAAUCAUCCAUCAGGUGAAUCUAGAAUAUUUAGCACGGGUGGUAUUUGAUCAUGAUGGAUGCUACUACCCUGAUAGUCUUGUGGGAACGGAUUCCCACACAACGAUGAUCGAUGGCCUUGGAGUCCUCGGCUGGGGUGUGGGUGGCAUAGAGGCUGAGGCAGUGAUGCUUGGUCAACCCAUCAGCAUGGUUCUACCAAAAGUAGUUGGUUAUAAGUUGAUGGGAACUCCAACCUCUUUGGCAACAUCAACAGAUAUAGUGCUCACAAUCACAAAACAUCUUCGCCAGGUUGGAGUUGUUGGGAAAUUUGUUGAAUUCUUUGGCCCAGGUGUGGCACAACUAUCCAUUGCUGAUCGAGCAACUAUUGCCAACAUGUGCCCAGAGUAUGGGGCAACAGCAGCUUUCUUUCCAGUGGAUAACAUAAGCAUAAAGUACCUAGAACAAACAGGUCGAGAUAAAAGUAAACUCAGUUACAUUGAACAAUAUCUCCGAGCUGUUGGAAUGUUCCGAGAUUUCAAUGAUCCUUCCCAGGAUCCGGAGUUUACUCAGAUUGUGGAACUGGAUCUUAGCACUGUGGUAUCGUGUUGUAGCGGUCCCAAACGACCUCAGGACAAAGUAGCCGUGUCUGAUAUGAAACAAGAUUUUGAAAGUUGUUUGACUGCAAAGCAAGGAUUUAAAGGAUUUCAGAUUGCACCAGUUCGGCAAAACGACAAAGUGAUGUUUAAAUACAACACGCAGGAGUAUGAAUUGUGCCAUGGCUCAGUGGUAAUUGCUGCUAUCACCAGCUGUACCAACACCAGCAAUCCAUCUGUGAUGUUAGGAGCAGGGUUAUUGGCAAAGAAAGCAGUAGAAGCUGGUCUCGAUGUUAAACCAUACAUCAAAACCAGCUUAUCUCCAGGAAGUGGUGUAGUUACGUACUACUUAAAGGAGAGUGGAGUCAUGCCAUAUCUCACCAAAUUAGGGUUUGAUGUUGUUGGCUAUGGGUGCAUGACGUGUAUUGGUAACAGUGGUCCUCUCCCAGAGACUGUUGUGGAAGCCAUUACCAAGGGUGACCUUGUUGCAGUUGGCGUGUUAUCUGGGAACAGAAACUUCGAAGGCCGUAUACAUCCCCACACACGCGCUAAUUACUUGGCUUCACCACCAUUGGUUAUCGCAUACGCCAUAGCUGGGAGCAUACGGAUCAACUUUGAGGAGCAGCCAUUGGGUGUUAAUGCAGAAGGUAAGAAAAUCUUCCUGAGGGAUAUUUGGCCAACCAGAGAAGAGCUGCAAACAAUUGAGAGGAAGUUUGUCAUUCCUGCCAUGUUCAAAGAGGUUUAUGAGAAAGUUGAGAAAGGAAAUGAAUCCUGGAAUUCUUUGAAUGCUCCCAGUGAUAAACUAUAUACAUGGAAUCCUAAGUCAACAUACAUCAAAUCCCCGCCUUUUUUUGAAAACCUGACACUAGAUCUUCAACCUCCUAAAUCUAUCGUUGAUGCCUACGUCCUUUUAAACUUGGGUGAUUCAGUGACAACUGAUCACAUCUCUCCAGCAGGGAACAUUGCAAGAAACAGCCCUGCUGCACGGUAUUUAACUGAUCGAGGUUUAACUCCCCGGCAGUUCAACUCGUAUGGAUCGCGUAGGGGCAAUGAUGCAGUUAUGGCAAGGGGAACAUUUGCAAAUAUCCGGUUGGUCAAUAAAUUCCUCAACAAGCAAGGGCCACAGACCAUUCACUUCCCCAGUGGGGAGACGCUUGACGUGUAUGAUGCUGCAGAACGUUAUCAACAGGAAGGACAUCCUCUGAUUAUAUUGGCUGGUAAGGAAUAUGGGUCAGGCAGCUCGAGAGACUGGGCAGCCAAGGGUCCCUACUUGCAGGGCAUCAAAGCCGUCCUUGCUGAGAGCUAUGAACGUAUUCACCGCAGCAACCUUGUAGGGAUGGGGGUAAUUCCCCUGGAGUAUCUGCCUGGGCAGACAACUGACAGCCUGCAACUUACAGGUCGUGAAUGCUACACCAUCAUCAUCCCUGAGUUGUUGAAGCCCAGGAUGAAUGUGGAGAUUAAGCUUGACACUGGGAAGUCGUUCCAAGCCAUCAUGAGAUUCGAUACUGAUGUAGAACUUGCCUAUUUCUACCAUGGUGGUAUCCUAAAUUAUAUGAUUCGAAAGAUGAUACAUCAGUAGCUGAUCACUAUUUAGUCACAGUGGGGAGGCUGUUUGAUCAUGUUGGAAAAUGCACAGAUUUAAAACACUAAUUAUUGAAAGUAAAUUUUGAUAUACUCUCAUUUAUUUCCAUCUGGAUGGAGCAGUGUAUUUGUUCAGACUAGGUUUUUAAGUAGAUAAAAGAUUUAUCAGUAACUUUAUACAUUCAUUAAUGAGAAUUUUUAAAAAAAGAAUUCUUUGAAAUGACUUCUUAAGAUACAUGUCUGUUUUAGCUUUAAUAAUUGGAUCUAUUUUUGGAAGCCACACACCUUUGCAAUACUAUUAAACAUGGGAUAUA
Messenger RNA from Pristis pectinata (smalltooth sawfish), 3297 nucleotides. It is a transcript of the gene aco1, whose product is annotated as aconitase 1, soluble. Gene Ontology annotation, molecular function: 4 iron, 4 sulfur cluster binding; 3 iron, 4 sulfur cluster binding; iron-responsive element binding. Gene Ontology annotation, biological process: tricarboxylic acid cycle; citrate metabolic process. The record is from RefSeq and is a predicted model, not a curated record. Lineage: Eukaryota; Metazoa; Chordata; Chondrichthyes; Rhinopristiformes; Pristidae. Gene Ontology annotation, cellular component: cytosol; mitochondrion. The coding region runs from base 309 to 2981 and encodes 890 amino acids. The transcript is spliced from 22 exons.